Molecule: messenger RNA, 3090 nt
Organism: Pseudopodoces humilis (Tibetan ground-tit)
Lineage: Eukaryota; Metazoa; Chordata; Aves; Passeriformes; Paridae
Gene: FADD
Product: Fas associated via death domain
Biological process (GO): regulation of apoptotic process; positive regulation of innate immune response; extrinsic apoptotic signaling pathway
Cellular component (GO): CD95 death-inducing signaling complex
Molecular function (GO): death receptor binding; caspase binding
Source: RefSeq, a predicted model, not a curated record
UCGCGGCGGGGCCGGGUCGGGUCGGUAUCGUUCCUCCGGUGUCUCCGUUCCCGGGAAGUCGCUCUGCGCAAACAGGAAUGGAUUUCCCCUCCAGAGGCUUUGGACAGGACGCCCAAAUCUCCCCCGCGCGGCCUGUGCCGGGCUCGGGGCCCGGCGGCGUGAAUCGUUUCCUGAGCCUGCUGCACUCCAUCUCCUUGGGCCUGUCGGACACGGAGCUCUCCUCCAUGAAGUUCCUCUGCCGCGAUAAAAUUAGCAAGCGAAAGCUUGAGGCGGUGCAAAGCGGCAGGGAUCUCUUCAGCAUCCUGAUAGAGCAGCAGAAGAUCGCGGACGACAACCUGGAAUUCCUGAGAAGGCUGCUGCAGCACAUCGAUAGGGGAGAUUUGCUGUCACAGCUGGCAAAGUUCGAAGAGGAGGAACCUUAUGCCCCUGAUGAUCAGCCAGAUGGGCAUGAACAACGUCUCCUGAAGGCAGCUGUUCUUGUCAUACAUGACAAUAUUGGGAGAGAGUGGAAGAGGCUGAUGCGAGAACUUGGGAUGCCAGAGGUGAAGCUGGAGAGGAUAGAGACAGACUAUCGAGAUAAAUUGUCUGAACAGGUUUUUCAGGCACUUCGACAGUGGCAGUCGUGGAAGGGGAAGGAUGCAAAGGUAGCUGACUUAAUACAAGCCCUCCGGGGCUGCAACCUGAAUUUGGUGGCAGACAGAGUUGAAGGAAAGAUCUCAGAGUUGAACACUGGAACCAGAUGAAAUCAGUGUAAAACUAUCAAUGAAAAAAGUCAGAGUGCUGCCUUCUCUUCUGAACCAAAAUAAUUAUCACUGGUUUAUCAUGCCAUUUAUUUAUGUGCCUUAAUCAGUUAAUUUGUGCUCUGUGAAAAUUGUCAUGGAGACAGAUUCCUUUCAGAAAACACUUUGUAGUUUAAUGCUUCUGUCAAGAUAUUUUAACUUUCACAAGAUACGAACUCAUUUUUGUAGAAAUUCUCACGCUUUUGUUCUGCCACUCACCUGGAAAGAUUUUUUGCCUGCUUUGCUGCAGGCACUUUUCAGAUGCAUCUCUACUGGAAAUACAUCCAUGAGACACUUGUGAGGCAACUGGAAUUUAAAUUUUCAUGGGAAGGUUGGAUUUUUUUUUUUUUUGUGGCCUAUUGUAAAUACAGUGUGAAAGGGAGAAGGAGUAAACCUUUCAGCUCGGUGCUGGCUUUUCUUCUGGAGUAGCAUAAAAUAAUAUCUUAGAUAAUUUGUCAAAUGUAUUUGCUCUCCAUGAAAGUAUAUUAAGACAACUGUAACCUCAGACUGCAGUGAAAGAGGGACAUUAAAUAUUGUGGUGGCUUUCUUGGAAAAAACGUGCCUGGGUUUGAAAAUGAAAUCAAAUGUCUUCAGUUACUUGAGCCAAUAUCUUCAAUCACCAAGUGCCUUCAGCAUCCUGAAAGAAGUGUUCUCCUGAAAUUAUCCAAGAGGUUGUGUGUCUCACAGAUGUUUACAGCAGACUCUUUUCAAAGCUGUGAAUGCUUUGGGGCCUCUUGCUGGGAAUCCUUCUAUGACCUCUGUCACAGAGGCUGCUAGUGUGUGCUGGAAGGUGUGAGUCACUCACAGAGGGAACAGGAUUCAUAAACCUCUAUCAGAUUCUCAGCUUUCAUCUGGAACAAACUUCAGUCAGUGGCCUUCAUGCCUGACCUAAGGCUGGAGAAAUAGCACAAUUACACAGUCCAGGACAUGCAGGGCUGUAGAAGCCUCAGCGGGGAGAAUCCCAUAAAAUCAUUACUGCUUGAACAGCUGUAGGAUCCUGUGUUUCUGCAAACAUCUCCCAAGUGCCUGGCUAGAUACUGGAAGAGGCUUUAUUGCUGCUGCACCUGUGGGACUUCAGCUAUUUUCCAAGUUGUUUUUAUAUAGUGCCAUUGCUGUGAAGGCCAGGUGUCAGCACAUAACCUGUCACUGGUCUGCAGAAACGUCGUGACACUGACCAUUUUCAAUCAUUGUAUGUGGUACCUGUUGCUCAAACAGUGAGGCUUGAAUACUUAAUCGUAGUUAGUGGAAACUGCCAUAAAUCGCAUGAUAGAAAAAUAAUUUCAGUCAGGGUUUUUUUCCCUUCAAUGAUUCUUCUCCACAUUCCUAGAAGUGUUCAAGGCCACACUGUAUGGGAUUUGAAGCAACCUGGUCAAGUGGAAGGAGUCACUGGUUAGAACUGGACCAUCUUUUAGGUCCCUCCCUGCCCAAACCAUUAUGGGAUUGUGUGCUGAUUCUCAGUAUUUUUCCAAUUGCAGUAUAUUAAGUAUCACUGGUUGUAUCCUAACAAAGGGCAAUACAGGAGUUGCCACCUGUCUGCCUUUUGGGCAGGCAGAGUUCUCCCACAAUUGUUAAUUCCAGGCUCCCAGGAGGAGAUGCGGAGGUUCAGCUGAAUGACCAGCUCAGAUGUGUUUUGAAGAUGAUUGUUUCAUAGACACCAGGAGUAAUCCAUUCUGCAGUAUCUGUAGAGUAAAGAAAAGGAUUGCUCCAGCAGUUCUUCCUUCCUGCCUCUGAGCAAUCCUUGGGAGCAGAGCAGGGGAGUGGAAGUGAGCAGGAUGAGUUAUGUGAGUGCUCUGCAACAGCUCCAAGUCAAAUCCCUCUGCUGAAGUGCUUUUCUUACCCACUUUUAAUAAGUCUUCUGCUUCACUGAGGAGAUUCAUUUGGAAUAGGAGGAGUAUACUGCCUACUGCAUAGAGCCAGGAUAUUUUAGGAAUCAAUUGGAAUAACCUGUUGGUUGUAGCCAAGCACUCAUCAGCUACAAGAAAUAUUCUGCUUCUGGAGACAAAAAGUUUCUUUAAGGAUUUUGUACAUCCUUUUACUGUGUCUGAAAGCAAUGACCUAGACUGCAUCAAUCUGUGCCAUACCUCAGGGCCAAUUAAGACUGUUUUUAUGAGAGAUUAAAAUGUUGUUUAUGUGAAAGCAAAAUCAACUGAAACGAAGGGAACAAAAUAUUUUUAUUGGGAGGAGGGAUAAAGAGUGCAAUUUAUAAGGGAAUGUUUUCUGAUCCAGUUGACAGUCUUUUAUUUUCAAAUUAAACACCUUGAACUCAUAUACAUACCUUUAUAACUUGAAUUGAAGUUUUCUAUUGUAGAAU